AGGGCGAGAUCCUGGCCAGCCUGCAGGACGGCGCCGCCGAGUCGCCCUACGGCUACCACAUGGGGUGAUACUAAGACAAAUGUGCCAUUGAGUGACAUCUUUCCCUGAUGAUAGACCAGAGCUCUAAGGAAUCCAAUCUUAAAGUCACAACUCUUUCUUUUUUCCUGCUACUCUCCUAUAACUUAUCUCAAGUCAAACACAGAUCUAAAGCAAAUGCAGAACAAGGUCUAAACCAUUAACAUCUAGUUUCUGUGGGAAAAUUCUUGGGGUUAAGUCUGGGUUUUAUUCUCUCUCUGUCAUAUUAUCAAAAUGUGACCAGUGGUCUCUCUGUAGCCCAUUGCAUACAAACUUUAUUCAAACAAGUGUUUUGCACUCAUGCAAAGCUAAGAGACCGAUGGCGACACUGUAAAUCCUUGAAUCUCAAGUUAUUAAACUGGGGAGAAAUGAGUUUUGGUGUAAAUAAUGUUGCCUUUGGAGCACAACAUGAGCAACUUAAAUGUUUGAGGAGACCUUAAAGAGACCCAUCUGAGAAAGACAACUAUGAUGCACUACUACAAGCAUAAAGCAAAAAUAGAAAUUCACAGGAAACCUUAAAAUAAUCAGUGUUGACAGAAAUGUGGUAUGGUCAGUGAAGCAUAGGCGAUAGUACGGUAAUGGCCACAAAGCCUCCAUGCGGAGAAGAUGCCUUCCUGUUUACUGCGGUUGGUAUCAAACAGCUGGAUCCUUCUGGACUCUUAUUAAAUUUCUGGCAGCCGUUAUAUCUAAAGGUAUUGACUAUAAGACUACAACUAUACUUCUGGAUGGCCGACGAAUCAAGCUACAGCUCUGGGAUGCAUCAGGGCAAGGGAGAUUCUGCACCAUAUUUCGGUCUUAUUCAAGAGGUGCUCAGGGUGUAAUACUAGUUUAUGACAUUACAAAUCGUUGGUCAUUUGAUGGAAUCGAUCGAUGGAUAAAAGAAAUAGACGAGCAUGCUCCUGGUGUACCAAAAAUCCUGGUUGGAAAUCGCCUUCACUUAGCCUUCAAACGCCAAGUGUCUACUGAACAAGCACAAGCCUAUGCUGAGAGGAUGGGCAUGACUUUUUUCGAAGUCAGCCCACUUUGUAAUUUCAAUAUUACAGAGUCCUUUACUGAGCUUGCAAGAAUAGUAUUGAUGAGACAUGGAAUGGACAGGCUCUGGAGGCCAAACAAGGUACUGAGUCUGCAAGACCUUUGUUGCCGUGCCAUAGUUUCCUGUACCCCUGUGCAUCUUGUUGACAAGCUCCCUCUCCCUGUUGCCUUAAGAAGCCAUCUCAAAUCUUUCUCUGUGGCCAAUGGCCUUAAUGCCAGGAUGAUGCAUGGUCGCUCAUAUUCCCUCACAUCCAACAACAUCAGUAAAAGGAACAGCUUAAAGAAAGCUAAAAUUAUCCGUCCACUACAGAGCCCACCAAAAAACUGUACAAGAAACAGCUGUAAAAUUUCCUAAACCCUCUGUGGGAAAAGGAACCUGGAUGGAAUGCCCUCAUGUGGAGUGUUGAACACAAGGACUCUUUGUUUAAUAGUUGAGCAUAUUCUAUGUGUGUAUCACAUUGCAUAGACAAAAAUAAGAAAAAUCUUAUUUUAGAGCUUGCUCACUAAAGUAAUGCUGCUUUGGAAUGAAUGAUGUGUUAAGUGCAACUGAAAGGAUGUGACAUCUUCCUGUUGGGUUUUCAUACUGUAUUUUAGUUUUUGAUGUGCAUGAUGCCAUUGUUUUUACUAGUAGAUGUGUUUUUAUAUAGGAAAUAAUUAUAAUUAUUUUGCUGUCUUAAUUACAUGAAAUCUGGACAGUGACUUGUGUAUACAAAAACCUCUGUAUUUGCAAACUUUAAAAAUACAAGAAAGAGUGGUUGGUUUGUAUAUUCAGGCAGAGGUUUUUAAAUGCAGUGUAUUGUAUACAUUGUAAAUUCCACAAAUACUGUGACAAAUUCUAGUAAUACUGCAAUUGUGUAUUUGGACUUUUUGUAAAGCUUCCCUGAUAACCUUGAAGCACUAAUUUAACUAAGCUAAAAAUGUGUAUAUAACUGUUAUGCACACACACAACAAGGUUUUGUCCCAUUCGUGUAUGAAAUAGAUUUGAUAAAGCUUUUGGUAUGUUAUUUAAUACUUUGAGGGAUUAAUUUGUGGUUUAUAUACUUAUUUUUCUGUAAAAAAUUCUACGUUUUUAUACCACGCUACAGGAAAGUUCUAGGAAGAAAAGCCAAAGACACUGUGGUAAAACGAACAUGACUUAAAGAGUUGCUUUGUAAGCAAGAACACUAUUUAAAAAAAUAAAUAAAUGUUUCUGGAAAAGAAA
Molecule: messenger RNA, 2308 nt
Organism: Rhea pennata
Lineage: Eukaryota; Metazoa; Chordata; Aves; Rheiformes; Rheidae
Gene: RAB40B
Product: RAB40B, member RAS oncogene family
Exons: 7
Coding region: 671-1462 (263 amino acids)
Biological process (GO): intracellular signal transduction; protein localization to plasma membrane
Cellular component (GO): plasma membrane; endosome; synaptic vesicle
Molecular function (GO): GTP binding; GTPase activity
Source: RefSeq, a predicted model, not a curated record